CCACAGCCUCCGUAUAGUGAACACUCUGUGCCAACCCCUCCAAAAAUAUACAAAGACAAGAGAGUUCCAAACUUUGAAGUAACAGCAGAUAUGAUAUCCUCCCUCCAACCCAACAGACCAAAAGUUUCACCACAGCAUCCUCAUACCCAGCAUCCAACUCCUCAAUACCAACAACAAACCCGCGCAACUUCUACCUCCUCACACACAUCUCAGCAACCGCAUCCACAACAGUCGCAUCAUCAACCGCAUCCGUAUAACCAAGUCUCCGCCAUGCCUCCCAACCCUGCACCCAUGAAUUCACACAACAUACAGCUAUAUAACGCAGCGACGCGGCAUCCAGUGUUCUUCACGCCGACGUUAUUCAAACCGCCGUUCCCGCUGCCGCAUGUCGCGGCUGGCCAGACGAUGUGGGGCAGGAGCAGUCCUGUUGCUAGCGGCUAUGUGUUAGAGAGAGGCGUAUUGGGAAUAAACAGUAGCGGUGCGGGUGGGGGAAGGACGAAGCUGUGA
Molecule: messenger RNA, 507 nt
Organism: Periconia digitata
Lineage: Eukaryota; Fungi; Ascomycota; Dothideomycetes; Pleosporales; Periconiaceae
Source: the annotation of a GenBank genome assembly